Messenger RNA from Medicago truncatula (barrel medic), 1717 nucleotides. RefSeq lists its product as uncharacterized. The record is from RefSeq and is a predicted model, not a curated record. The coding region runs from base 134 to 1327 and encodes 397 amino acids. Gene Ontology annotation, cellular component: nucleus; nucleolus. The transcript has 13 exons. NCBI's taxonomy places the organism in Eukaryota, Viridiplantae, Streptophyta, Magnoliopsida, Fabales, Fabaceae.
CCCUUCCGUUGCAGCCACGCCUCUCUGUUUUGAUAAGCGCUUUUUCCCCCCUAAACCCCGAACCUCCACACUGUGGUAGGAGUAUAAUUUCCUUUUUCAUUCAUAAAAAAAAUUAAGUUUAGGUUUUACAAAAAUGGGUAGUAGUUCUGCAAAAAAAUCUAAAAAUAUGCAAAAAAGUGACAGUGAUUUAGAUGAAUACGAUGAUGAUGAUGAUAUGUCCUAUGACGAGGUUAAUGAUGAUAGCGAGUUGGAGGAGGAGAAGGAGGAAGAUGGAGAGGAUGAGGGAGAAGAAGAUGAUGGACAAGAGGAAAAUGGAUGGAGAGAUGAUGAAAUGGAACAACUUGAGAAAGAGUAUAAGGAUCUUCAUCAUCAGGAACAGGAGCUAAACACUUUGAAGAACUUGAAACAUCACAAAGAUGAAGAUCUCCUGAAAGGACAAGCUGUGAAAAGCCAGAAGGCCCUCUGGUACAAAAUUCUUGAGCUUAGAUUCUUACUUCAGAAGCCAUUCUCAAAUUCAAAUAGGCUACCCCAGGAAUCAAUAAAAGAAUCAUUUUGUGAAUCAGACGAGACAGUUAGAGGCGCAUAUGAAGAUUUGAUAACUUCUUCCAAGGAGACUUUGGAUUCUAUAUUGGAACUUCAAGAGGCUCUGAUUGCAAAGAAUCCAUCAGUUGCUCAAGCCAGUAAUGGUUCAGAAAGGUCAUCAAAAGAUUUAGAAAUUUCUAACAUUUUGGAUGACAAUCCUGAUCAAGAGUGGUCACAGAUUUCUCGGAUGCACAACAGUAUGGCAACUUUCAGAGACAAGUCAAUCAACAAAUGGCAGAGGAUGACACAAGUGACAACCGGUGCGGCUGCAAUUAAAGGAAAAUUGCAUGCUUUUAAUCAGGAUAUCAGCCAUCAAGUUGCUGCUUAUAUGAGAGAUCCCAGUAGAAUGAUCAAGCAGAUGCAACUGAGAAGAUCAGUUAUUAAAAUAUUUGGAUCAGUUGCCGAGGUCAAUGAUAACUCUAAUGAAUCAGAAACACAUGCUGACGGUGAUCCUGAACUUCUGGACGAUUCUGAAUUUUAUCAGCAAUUAUUGAAAGAAUUUUUUGAGACAAUUGAUCCUUCAUCAUCAGAGAAAGCAUUCUAUGCUUUGAAAAGAAUGCAAACCAAAAAAAGAAAAAUUGUUGAUCGCCGUGCCUCAAAAAGUCGUAAGAUAAGGUAUAAUGUUCAUGAAAAGAUAGUAAACUUUAUGGCUCCUCGACCAGCAAAUCUUCCUCCCAUGGCGCCAAUGCUAUUUGAUGAUCUGUUUGGAUUGAAGACUCAAAGAUCAUCUGCUGCAGCCUCAUAAUCACGGUUGGCUGUGAAACAUAAAGUUUUGGCUUAUUACUCACUAUAUGUUGUACUAAUUAGCCUCCAAAAUGAAGUUGAUUAUCGAGGAAUUAAACUUUUCUCUUAGGAGCCAAUUUUGCUGUAAAUCUAUUUGGAAAUAGACAUGUGAAAUAUACAAUUUCUCACCUUAAGAUUAGACAAAAUGUUUGUUUACCAAUGCACUAAGAACAACCUGGAGGAUCUUUCUUAAUGUUGUUCCAUGCAGAGAUAUUUAUAUGCUUUAUAGUUUUUAGCAUUAGCCCUUUGAUUAGGAAGUAAAAUCAGAUUAAUGUUUGUUUCAAUUAGAGAUCAAAUUAUUUGAAUAACCACAUAAUUUGAUCUUUGUUAAAUUACAUUAAUUAUUUGUGUC